This is a messenger RNA of Ornithodoros turicata, 2488 nucleotides long. RefSeq names its product scavenger receptor class B member 1-like. The transcript has 18 exons. The record is from RefSeq and is a predicted model, not a curated record. Gene Ontology annotation, cellular component: membrane; cytoplasm. The coding region runs from base 205 to 2286 and encodes 693 amino acids. Gene Ontology annotation, molecular function: scavenger receptor activity. NCBI's taxonomy places the organism in Eukaryota, Metazoa, Arthropoda, Arachnida, Ixodida, Argasidae.
GCCGGUAUCGCGUAUCGCUCGUUGGUGACGUUGUGAGGGGUUCGUCGGGGUCGGGUUCGUGGUCGGGUUCGUCCAUGCAGCGGUGCAGCUCGUCCAGACACAGCCGUAUUGGCCGUAUUCGCUUAGAAAUGGCCUUUCUUUUUCGUUUUCGAAGCACGUGUGCGCGCAAAUAAAAGGAUCCCGUUAGGAAAAAACGGCCGUGUCAUGUUGUACCGGGUACUGCAUGUUUACGUGCAAUUUGCACUGCAAUUCUUCAAGUUGCAUUUAGUUGCCGCUCGUCAGCUUUUCAGAGAGCUCUACUUGCGGUCUAAAGCGUGGUCGACGAAGGAUUCUUGCCAGGAGGACUAUCAGGCCUCUGGAAAAAUGGCAGUCAUAACAGGUGGAAUACACGGAAUAGGGUUCGAGACCACAAGGCAGCUACUGGCCCUCGGAGUAAAUGUCGUCAUCGGUUCGCCAACCCCAGAUCAGCACAAAUUCGCGGAGCUUUCGACGGAGUUCUCCAGCUCGAAAGUAACUUGGUUUCACCUGGACCUAAGGUCAAUGACGUCUGUUCGGGACUUUUCUCAACGAAUACUUGACUGCGGAGCUGAUAUUGACGUACUCAUCUGCAACGCGGGUGUCAUGUUUGUGCCCCAGCAGGACACAGAAGAUGGCUUUGAGAUGCACAUGAGCGUAAAUUACCUGGGACACUGUCUGCUCACCUGCCUCCUGAUGCCGAGGCUCCGUUCCCGCAUUGUCAACGUCACUUCGUGCGCACACAAGGCGACCAGCAUCAACUUUGCAGAUCUUCACGGCAGGCAGGCUUAUUCUCGCUUCCAUGGUUACUGCCAGUCGAAGCGUGCGCAAGUACUGUGGACUGCAGCACUUGGUAGGCGACUGCGUGACAAGAUGACAGUCUUAUGCGUCCACCCUGGUGUUGUGGACAGCUCACUGUACCGGCACGUCUGGUGGGCACCCCUGGCCUCGGGACUUCUCUUCAAGAGGCUGGUGUUAGAACCAGGCAACCAAGUGUUCAGCAGUUGGGAGCAAGUCCCCAUCCCAAUCUACGUUUCCUAUUACCUCUUCAAUGUGACAAAUCCAGAGGGAAUUCUUCAGGGCACAGAGAAACCACGUCUCGAAGAGAUUGGACCUUUUACAUUCCGGGAAACACGAGAAAAAGUGAACGUGAGCUGGCACGAGAAUGGUACCUUGUCCUACCGCCAGUUGAAGAGGUACUACUUUCAGCCAGACAGAACGCAUGGUUCCUUCGAUGAUGCCAUCGUCACUCUCAAUGUACCCAUGGUGUCAGCUGCGUACGCGACAAAGUACCAGGAGGAGACAUCCUUCUUCAAGUAUGCCAUAUCCUCGAUCAUCGAAGACACCGACAGCACUUUCUUUGUCAAGAGGCUGGUACGAGAACUUCUGUUCGAAGGCUACGAGGAUCCUCUUAUCGAGACCGCCAUAGAGAUGGACAUGGAUGUUCCAGCGGACAAAUUCGGCUGGAUGUAUGGCAAAAACGGCUCCGAUGACGGCCAGUACUCCAUUUUUUCGGGACUCAAAGGAAUGGAAGACUAUGGAUUCGUGGACAACUUUAAUGGCAUGAGCAAUAUGACAGCGUUUCAUGGACACUGUAACACCCUCAGCGGAACGACCGGCGAUAUGUGGCCACCAGAAUCCCUGGAAGACGCGGAAACCGUGGAACUGUUCCUCGCCGAAUUCUGCAGGUCGAUCCGACUGAGGUAUCUGACAGAGGUGUUGUCUCAUGGCGUCCGACUCCGACGCUAUUGGGCAGACAACCAGUUGUUCAACUACUCCCUACCCGAGAACCGCUGUUUCUGCGGCGACUCGUGCUUUCCUAGCGGUGUUCUGAACGUCUCUGCGUGCCAACACGGAGCGCCUUUGGUCAUAUCCUAUCCGCAUUUCCUGUACGCGGAUCCUUCCUACGAGGCUGCCAUGGAUGGACUUAGGCCCGACCCUCAGAAACAUAUCUUUCACAUGGACAUAGAACCCAAAUUGGGCAUUCCAGUACACGUAGCCGCGCGAUUUCAAGUCAACUUAUGGCUGGAAAGAAUAGAAGGGGUCACACAAUUUGAUAAUAUUACCGAUCCCAUGUUCUAUCCCAUGUUCUGGUUUGAGACCUUGGCCUCCGCCGACGAGGACACGACGGCCCAGCUUCGUCUUGUCACUGAAGAGCUGCCACAAUAUGUGACGGCGGCUUCUUUCGGAAGCAUCAUCCUCGGUGCCAUUAUCCUAUUGGGGACGCUCGUGUACGCGAUACGGUACACAAAACGACCGAAGCCGCGGUAGCCAGCCUCCCAAGGCAUCUAAGACGACAGCCAAAGUGGCAUACAUUCCCGUGCAAGUGCUCAAGUGACUUUGUGUGAAUGAUACUCAAUGCCUGGACGGACUGCUUCUCCUUUUAUCGUGCCAACUAUCUAGGUUGUUGUUUCCAUACGAGAUUCAUUAUUUUUAUAACGUAUUCUACAAUAAAGACUCACGUUACGCAUCA